This is a messenger RNA of Psammomys obesus (fat sand rat), 3298 nucleotides long. It is a transcript of the gene Prkn, whose product is annotated as parkin RBR E3 ubiquitin protein ligase. Gene Ontology annotation, molecular function: ubiquitin conjugating enzyme binding; polyubiquitin modification-dependent protein binding; zinc ion binding. Bases 98 to 1492 code for a protein of 464 amino acids. Gene Ontology annotation, cellular component: mitochondrion; Golgi apparatus; endoplasmic reticulum. The transcript is spliced from 12 exons. NCBI's taxonomy places the organism in Eukaryota, Metazoa, Chordata, Mammalia, Rodentia, Muridae. The record is from RefSeq and is a predicted model, not a curated record. Gene Ontology annotation, biological process: positive regulation of proteasomal ubiquitin-dependent protein catabolic process; autophagy of mitochondrion; negative regulation of protein phosphorylation.
UGACAAAACCAGAGAGAAACGCUGGUGGGAGGCUCGGGCGGGCGCCGGUGCCCGCGUAGGUCCAGCUCGCCUCGCAGCCACCACCCGCCCGGUGACCAUGAUAGUGUUGGUCCGGUUCAACUCCAGCUAUGGUUUUCCAGUGGAGGUCGAUUCUGACACCAGAAUCUUCCAGCUCAAGGAAGUGGUUGCUAAGCGACAGGGGGUUCCAGCUGACCAGCUGCGUGUGAUUUUUGCUGGGAAGGAGCUUCAGAAUCACCUGACUGUGCAGAGUUGUGACCUGGAGCAGCAGAGCAUCGUUCACAUAGUGCAGAGACCACAGACAAAAUGUGAUGAAACAAAUGCAUCUGGAGGGGACAAACCCCACAGCGUCUCAGGGGGCUCCAUACGGGAGCCUAGGAGCUUGACGCGGGUGGACCUCAGUGGCCACAUCCUACCGGCAAACUCCGUCGGGCUGGCGGUCAUUCUGGACACGGACAGCAGAUGUGAUUCAGGAGCAUCCGGAGGUCCAGUUAAACCCACCUACAAUAGCUUUUAUGUCUACUGCAAAGGUCCCUGCCACAGGAUCCAGCCAGGAAAGCUCCGUGUUCAGUGUGGCACCUGCAAACAAGCAACCCUCACCUUGGCCCAGGGUCCAUCUUGCUGGGAUGAUGUCUUAAUUCCAAACCGGAUGAGUGGCGAGUGCCAGUCUCCAGACUGCCCUGGAACCAGAGCUGAAUUUUUCUUUAAAUGUGGAGCACACCCGACCUCUGACAAGGAAACAUCAGUGGCUUUGAACCUGAUCGCCAGCAACAGUCGCAACAUCACCUGCAUAGCGUGCACAGAUGUCAGGAGCCCCGUCCUGGUCUUCCAGUGUAACCACCGCCACGUGAUCUGCUUGGACUGCUUCCACCUGUACUGUGUCACAAGACUCAACGAUCGGCAGUUUGUCCAGGAUGCUGAGCUUGGCUACUCCCUGCCGUGUGUGGCUGGCUGUCCCAACUCUUUGAUUAAAGAGCUCCAUCACUUCAGGAUUCUUGGAGAAGAACAGUACAACAGGUACCAGCAGUAUGGGGCCGAGGAGUGUGUGCUGCAGAUGGGAGGGGUGCUGUGUCCCCGACCUGGCUGCGGAGCUGGGCUGCUGCCUGAACAGGGCCAGAGGAAAGUCAUCUGCGAAGCGGGCAAUGGCCUGGGCUGCGGGUUCGUUUUCUGCCGGGACUGUAAGGAAGCAUACCAUGAAGGAGACUGUAACUCACUGUUUGAAGCCUCGGGAGCAACUUCUCAGGCCUACCGGGUGGAUAAAAGAGCCGCAGAGCAGGCACGUUGGGAGGAAGCUUCCAAGGAAACCAUCAAGAAAACCACUAAGCCUUGUCCUCGCUGCAAUGUGCCAGUUGAAAAAAAUGGAGGAUGUAUGCACAUGAAAUGUCCACAGCCCCAGUGCAGGCUGGAGUGGUGCUGGAACUGCGGCUGUGAGUGGAACCGAGCCUGCAUGGGUGACCACUGGUUCGACGUGUAGAGGGAUGGCACCAGCACUGGCCACACAUCCUCACGGGAGACACCGCAACUCCAACCCUGUUGACCCAUCUCUUCUACGCAACGCACAUACGCACAUACAUGCACAAGCACAAGCACAGGCUGCAGAUUCCAGCAGCAGACCCUAGAUCCUUUCCAUGGGGCCCAGGGCAAACAGCAGCACCUGCUGCCCCCCGGCAGGAGGCACUUUCAGCCUCUGCCUCAUGACAGUUAUCAGAGCUGGGACGAGAGUGCAGCCCCUUGUUUUGGAUUCUCAUCCCAGAGAGAAUUUGAGUCCACCUGGAUCAUCACAUAGGCUUUCCAGGCUUAACUUCCUGCCUUCACCGUCACUAAAUCCAUGGGAUGAGGUGGGAAGUGCUUUCCAGAGAUGUUGCCUCGCUCCGUAUGAGUUAGAGCGCCAUGGAUUCUCAGAAGCACACUUGAGAUCUGAGGAACUCAGUUCUUAUGUAACAAUCAUCUAUUCCCAGAGGGCCCUCAGCAAUAGUCAAAAAUACUUGUUUAUCCCCCAAAUCCUAUCUUUAUAAAUGGUGCUGAUGAGAGUACAACCCCACUGUAGAGAAAUCAGCUUAUCAGCCAAGUGAGACACUAGGAAAGCUAAUUGGAUUGCCGACUGUUGAAAUUACAGGGAGGGCAUGGAAGCAGAAUUUGCUUCCAUUCGUUUAAUUAUCUGCAACUUUAGAAAGAAACGAUUUUUUUUUUCCUCUGAAAAUAUUACAAAGUCUGUAAUUUGGUUUGAAGUAUUCCUGGUUCAGCCUGGAAGUUUAGCUCAUGCAUUUGGCUUCCCUGUGAAUUUAAUGGAGAAAGUGUCUAUAAAGGGGAUGUUUUUAGAAACAGUCCCAUGACGCUAUUCUAAUGCUAACAACAAGGUCAGGAAACAGAAUAUUUAUAGAAGAAACAUUUCUACAUCAUCUCAAUGAAAACAUGCCUGACCUCUCCAUCAGAAGUGGGGAUACCUCCUCCUCAGCUGUUAAGGGAACCCCAUGCACCCAUUGGUCCUACAGGCAGGACCCCUUGCAUGGGACAGUAAACAUACAGAAUAUUCAUCAGGGUAAUAUACAUCACAUUUGAAUGUUAAUUUUUCCAUGUUUUCUUUUCUUUUUCCUGUUUCUGUUUUGUUUUGGUUUUGGUUUUGGUUUGGUUUGCUUUGUUUUUUUGGAGGGAGUCUACCAGACAUGAGUCCUGAAGCCAAAAAUCAUAUAGAAAUGAUGGCAUUGGCAUCUUGCGAUGUGAGGACAGGCUAGCAGGGUGACAUCCACUCCCGCAUGCCAGUGGCCCAGGUUUCCACCCCAGGUCCUGACCGAGUGCCACAUGCCGAGCCAAGGUGACAAUGCCACCUGUCCUGCAGCAUUCAGGGCUCUAUGUCACCCAUCACUGUUUCUUUCACAAUGUUGCUUUUGCCACUGUCUCCUUCCAUACCUGUGUGCUGUGGUGGUUUGGGGAAGCCAGGACAAUGUUUGCUGUUCUGCUUUGGUUUCAGGGACUCCCUAAAGCUCUGUGGCUCUCCAGCAUGGUCUUUUUUCCUUUCUGGGGAUCACUGAUGUUUUCUUCAGAAUAGAAUAGUGAUUCUUAAAAUAACUUAACAGAAAAACAACCACAGUGUGUGAACAUGAAUCAUAGCUUCUGUUGUAUGAGCACAAACAGUGAGGUAAAAAGUGGAUGUCAAAAGAAUGGAAAUCAAACCUUUGCAAGGCAAUCUUUCCUUAAUACAUUAAAAAAUGUAUUAAGAAAUACCUGAAGACUGUGUCUAUGGUGGUACACAGACUGUCAAUAAAAGAUUCAAAAGAACGUU